AAGGAAUAAAAACGCUUUAAAGGUUAAUAUUGUUGUACCACCCCCGAGCAUCAGGUGGCAGCAGCCAUCGCUGAUCCCUACUGAUAAAGACAGGGGAGGAAGCAUCGCUCGCGCUUCCCACUAGCGGAGUUGAACUUUCCAUGUUGAUGUAAAGGUCACAGAAUUAACAUUACCCAUAAAUAAGGCUGCUGCUGCCUCAGGACCUGUUGACCCAACGGUCAGAAACAACAUCAUUCAGACAAGAGAAGCGGCAUCAGCAGAAGCGAUGAGAUUCUGUGCCCUGGUGUCAUGAUGUCAGCAGACGCAGUCCCUGAUCAGUUUGUCAACCCUCCGCCUCCUGAAGUGACCAACCCCAACAAGCCGGGCCGGAGGACUAACCAGCUACACUUCAUGCAGAAUGUCGUCAUCAAGUGUCUGUGGCGGCACCAGUUCGCGUGGCCUUUCCAUCAGCCUGUCGACGCGGUCGCUCUGGGGCUGCCAGAUUAUCAUUCAAUAAUCUUGUCUCCCAUGGAUAUGGGAACAAUCAAGAAACGGCUGGAGAACAACUACUACUGGAGUUCAACUGAAUGUAUGGAGGACUUCAACACUAUGUUCACCAACUGCUACAUAUAUAACAAGCCUACAGACGACAUCGUGCUGAUGGCGCUGGCCUUAGAAAAGGUUUUCCUACAAAAAGUUGCCCAGAUGCCUCCAACAGAAGUUGAGCUUUUGCCUCAAGCAGCCAAAGGGAAGCGCCAGAAAUGUAACGUCUCUGGUGAACAAGCUGGAACUUUGGCUAAACUUUCCUUAUCUACGUCGCCUGCAAAAAAGACGGUUCAGAAAAGGAAGGAUUUGUCACCAGGGACAACAACCUGCAUGAACAAGUUCUCAGAGAGCAAGAGGAGACGUGAAAGCACAGGCACCGUCGCCAGUCCUCAGAGCAACAUUGAUGAAAGGAACUCUCCACAACAUGACACUGAACAGAGUCCACUGAGUGAACAGCUCAAGUACUGUGAGAAUAUCCUGAAUGAGAUGCUCUCUAAGAAACACGCAGCCUAUGCCUGGCCUUUUUACACACCUGUGGACACUGUGGCGCUGCAGCUGCAUGACUACCAUGACAUCAUCAAAUACCCCAUGGAUCUCAGCACUGUUAAAAAAAAGCUGGACGGAGGAGAGUACGAGCAUGCACAAGCCUUUGCUGCAGAUGUUAGGUUAAUUUUUUCCAACUGCUACAAAUACAACCCUCCACACCACGAUAUUGUCACUAAGGGCAAAAAACUUCAAGGCGUGUUUGAAAAGAGGUUCGCAGCAAUGCCUGAGGAGCCUGUGCAGUUGAUUGUGCCAGUGAGCGGUGGGACGAGGAGCAACAGCUCCUCGCAUUUUGACAAAUCUGACUCAACGGAGGAACGUGCAACUGGAUGUUCCGAGUUGCAAGAACAGAUGGGUGCAGAGCAGCUCAAAUCUGGGAGCCAACAGCUCACAUCCCUUUCCGAAACCCUGGUAAACAAACCAAAUAAAAGAGAGAAGUACAAGAUGGAGAACACCAGGCAAACUCGAGACCGUGUGACCUCCAGGCACCUAUGGAAGGAAAACAAAGAGCAGGAAACGGAUGAGGACUCUCUGUCAAUGACAUAUGAAGAGAAGCACCAGCUGAGCCUGGACAUUAACCGGCUACCUGGCAUGAAGCUGGGCCGCGUGGUUCAGAUCAUUCAGUCACUAGAACCCUCGAUGUGUGACAACAACCUGGAUGAGAUUGAGAUUGACUUCGAGACAUUAAAGCCGUCAACGUUGCGUCAACUGGAGCAUUUCGUGAAGUCAUGUCUGCAUAAGAAGUUUAAAAGAGUUCAGAAGAAAAACAGCCAAGCUCCAUCUCAUCACGUCAGCAGCACUUCCUCAGAUUCUGCCACCAGCGUCUCCACUGACUCAGAAAACAGUGACUCGUGACAACUGUACAGAUUUUCUUAUUUUCUUGUUCAUUAUUGUUCUUCUUCCAAACAGUUUUUGAUGAAUGGUUCUUUUUGUAUCAUGUUUCAUUUGUGAAAAAUUAAACUUCCCACAGACUG
Messenger RNA from Betta splendens (Siamese fighting fish), 2042 nucleotides. Its product is annotated as bromodomain-containing protein 3-like. Gene Ontology annotation, biological process: chromatin remodeling; regulation of DNA-templated transcription. The coding region runs from base 289 to 1923 and encodes 544 amino acids. Gene Ontology annotation, cellular component: nucleus; chromatin. Lineage: Eukaryota; Metazoa; Chordata; Actinopteri; Anabantiformes; Osphronemidae. The record is from RefSeq and is a predicted model, not a curated record. The transcript is spliced from 11 exons.